CAAAUUCACAUUAUAUGUACAAUUCUUGUGAUUUGUUGGUUGAAGACAAUUGGAGAGUUCCAAAAUAUGCAAAGAGACCCAUGAUAAUUAGCCUUGUAAAGGGUCCACAAUAUAUACAUAUAUAUAACGAAUUGAAAUCGAUAUCAAACGAGCAUAUUAAAUAAAGGGAUGGAGUUAAACAUCAUAAUCUCUAAUUAUCUAGAAUCUCUCCGCUGAAAUUUCAGCCUCGUAUUAAAGAUUCACGUGUACACCUACCCAAGCCAAGCACUUGAACUUUCCAAAUGUAAUCUGCAUUCUGUGACUUCAGUUUGCCAUUCUUCACAUUGGAAGAAACAUAUUGAAUGAAGAACCCGCUAAAGGAAAGGGUCCAGAAGUGGGGACGUUGGAUUCAAUGGGAGUUGUACAUUGCUGACCCCAUAAGCUUUUGUUUAGAUAUUUCGACAUUAAUGUCUUGCUCUUAUAUUUGCAGGUAUUCUUUAAGCAGCUCCUCCAUGAAGACUCAAACUGAAGGCACAGCAACGAAGGCGAAGCAGACUAGAGAGGAAGCGAUGGAUUUUAACUCGAGUUGCAAGAACAAGAAAACAGUAAAUCAGUCCAUGCUGCUAUGUUGCAAGCUCUACAUAUCAGAAUCACGUAAUCACACAGCUCUUGAGUCGAUUGAAAGCGCUGCUAGGCUCGACCCAGAAACUGUGAUAGUGAACAAAUUUGAGGACAGAGCCUAUAAUAGGAUAAGGUACACUCUUGUGUCAUAUGUUGUUCUUGAUAGCACAGGAAGUGCUAUUUACAGCCCAUUGCAGCAAACUGUGCUGGCCAUGAUUGAGGCAGCUUAUGGAGCCAUAAACCUCGAGUCCCACUGUGGGGCACACCCUCGGCUUGGUGUUGUGGAUGACAUUGUUUUCCAUCCCUUGGCUCAAGCUUCCCUGGAUGAAGCAGCUUGGCUUGCUAAAGCUGUGGCAGCUGAUAUUGGCAGCAGAUUUCAAGUGCCAGUAUUUCUUUAUGCAGCAGCACACCCAACAGGAAAGGCCCUGGACACCAUCAGGCGUGAGCUGGGUUACUACAGGCCCAAUUUCAUGGGGAACCAAUGGGCAGGAUGGAACAUGCCUGAAAUUCUCCCAGAAAUGCCCAAUGAAGGCCCGCAGCAUGUGUCUCGGGCCAGAGGCAUCACAAUGAUCGGAGCACGCCCCUGGGUAGGAUUGUACAAUGUGCCCAUCCUGUCCACUGAUGUCUCUGCUGCUCGACGGAUUGCGAGGUUGGUGAGUGCUCGUGGUGGUGGGCUCCCUACAGUGCAAACAUUGGGCUUAGUUCAUGGUGAGGAUUCCACUGAGAUAGCUUGCAUGCUCUUAGAACCCAAUCAGAUUGGAGCAGACAGGGUCCAGUCCAGGGUUGAGAUGCUAGCAGCUGAAGAAGGGUUGGAUGUAGAGAAGGGAUACUUCACUGAUUUUUCACCUGAAAUGAUUGUUGAAAAGUACAUGAAUCUGAUCUCUGCUAACAGAGACUGAUCGAAGAUUUGUUUGGACAUUUAACUGCAUCUUUAAAUCUGUAAAGUUUUAGCUGACAUUUGGCCAUUGCUUAGGCUUAAACUUGCCUGGUUUGGUUGCAAAACUUCCAAGCUUUGGAUGAUUGAAAGAAAA
This is a messenger RNA of Hevea brasiliensis (rubber tree), 1631 nucleotides long. RefSeq lists its product as uncharacterized. The transcript has 4 exons. Gene Ontology annotation, molecular function: folic acid binding; transferase activity. The record is from RefSeq and is a predicted model, not a curated record. Bases 342 to 1499 code for a protein of 385 amino acids. NCBI's taxonomy places the organism in Eukaryota, Viridiplantae, Streptophyta, Magnoliopsida, Malpighiales, Euphorbiaceae.